UGUGUCCGGUAAAAUUUAUUUAUGUUUUCCGAUGGGAACAUGGUUAUUCCAAGAAGAGUCUGUGAACCCUAUGUGGAAAAUACGAUAUACGGGCCUGUCAAGUGGCAAUCAAACCUAGCCUGUAAUUUUCCGUCCUUCCGGGCUCUCUAUAUAUACAUGUAGUUUAUCGCACUUUUUGAAGCUACCAUAUGAACUCUUCUCUGAAACCGAUUCAGCAUGCUGUUUUCCAAUCUAUCUCGUAGAGCUCUGCUCGCUCUCACCUCUACUAUCUUUAUACCAAAAGCUUUGGCGGCUGCCAACAAUCUAACUCUCGUCCCCGAUUUUGGCUACAAUCCCUCAAAUGUUACAAUGUAUCUCUAUGUUCCAAAUAAACUUGCACCCAACCCACCGGUAUUCGUUAAUCCACAUUGGUGCCACGGUACGGCUCAGGCUGCGUUCUCAGGCACCCAAUUCGCAACACUAGCAGACACUUACGGCUACAUAAUGAUUUUCCCUAAUUCUCCUAAUUCGGCGGAUCAAUGUUGGGAUGUCUCAUCCGAUGCAACACUUACUCACAAUGGCGGAGGAGAUUCUUUGGCCAUUGUAAAUAUGGUCAAAUAUGUCCUCGCUACCUACAAAGCCGAUCCUAAUCGCGUCUUUUCCAUGGGCACAUCCUCGGGAGCAAUGAUGACCAAUGUACUUCUAGGCGUCUAUCCUGAUAUCUUCGCCGCUGGGUCUGCAUGGGCAGGUGUCGCUUUAGGAUGCUUCGCAGCCAAUUCCAGUGCCGUAGAUCUCUGGUCGAAUGACUGUGCAACAGGCCAAAUCAUCAAGACAGGCUCGCAAUGGAAGAGCAUCGUCCAAGCUGCAUAUCCUGGCUACAAAGGAUUCAGACCUAAGAUGUGGGUCUUACAUGGCACAGAUGAUACGACACUUUAUCCUCAGAAUCUUCAGGAGGAAAUCAAGGAGUGGACCACCGUGCUGGCUCAGUCUACUUCUCCUCUGUCAACGAGAUUGAACUGGCCGGAUGCAAAUUGGACAACUUGGAAUUAUGGACCGAAAUUUAGGGCUACAAGCGCGUCAGGUGUAACGCAUAACAUUCCUACGAAUGAAAGUGUUGUUAUUGAUUAUUUCGAUUUGAAAUGUCAGGGCCAUUCAUGCUACUCAAGAUUGAAGGCCUGAAUCGCGGUGAGAAUGUAAGUCUAGUUUUUAGAGAUCUAGAUUGUGACGGAAAGAGGCAAUGUGUCGAUGGCAGUUAUUGCAGUAAGAAUAAAUUUAUUAGCAUGUUUACAGAUUUCUAGGAAAUGACCGAGGGGAGAAGAAGUCUGUGUAAGUACGGUCAUGCGACUAGCCUCAUGUGAAGCCGUACUACUAGCGAAUUCUAAUGUUUUCCUUUAACAUAAAUAGGACUCUCUUCUCAUAGUGUAUUUAGCAAGAAUGAAUAAUAUACCGUACCAUACUUAGUGCUAUGU
Messenger RNA from Sclerotinia trifoliorum, 1448 nucleotides. The record is from the annotation of a GenBank genome assembly. NCBI's taxonomy places the organism in Eukaryota, Fungi, Ascomycota, Leotiomycetes, Helotiales, Sclerotiniaceae.